AUGGCCAUACCGUUAUCCAACCAGUUCUAUGCCCUUCCGGGAAAUAGUAACUCCAUCUUCAGUGUGUCUGCCGUCCGGAGGGUAUGCCGAUCUACUCCAAGGUCAGGGUACGUCGCCAACUUCCUAGCGAUCCUAGGUAAUCGCUCGGAGGAAUCUUCCGGGGUUAUCCCAACGGUAAGUAUAGUUCGUCGUGCCUAUAACAUAAAAGGUGGGAACGGAGCGAGCUAUAGAAAACUCUCACCGCCGAGGAAUGGACAAUAG
Messenger RNA from Nezara viridula (southern green stink bug), 261 nucleotides. NCBI's taxonomy places the organism in Eukaryota, Metazoa, Arthropoda, Insecta, Hemiptera, Pentatomidae. The record is from the annotation of a GenBank genome assembly.